Messenger RNA from Pogonomyrmex barbatus (red harvester ant), 530 nucleotides. RefSeq lists its product as uncharacterized. The record is from RefSeq and is a predicted model, not a curated record. NCBI's taxonomy places the organism in Eukaryota, Metazoa, Arthropoda, Insecta, Hymenoptera, Formicidae.
GAUAAGCUAAAUACACAGAACUGAAUAUAUAUAUUUGGGCCAGAGUAUUAAUGGAGAUCAUAUCGCACAAGAUCUUCUUGCGAAAUUACAGAUUUCUCUAUCAAAAUGAACAAGUGCUUGAUAUUCACUUUGAUCGUCAUGAUCGGUAUUACCGGCAUAAUGGCUGAGGGACCUGAAUGUUCUUCUUGGCUUGGAUAUUGUCAAGUCACCGAUCAAUGCUGUCGUGAUUUAGUGUGUAUGGGAUAUUUAGCGAAAUGUGUGCCCGGAAAAAUUGUUGAUGAUAACAGGCCUAAAGGAAAAGGACCUUUCCCUCCUGGAAAUUAAAACGAGAUUUGAUUUGUGAUUUUUUAUGAUACGAAUGAAAAUCAUUUAACGAUAAGAAUGAAAAUAAAUACGCAUAAUAAAUUUCAGAAAUGUAUAAUAUAUUGUUUUCAAAAUUUAUAAAGUAAAUGCUUCAUAUACGUGUACUAUUAAUGCAUUAUAUUCACGAGCUCGAUGGUAUGACUUUUAUUAAACAAUUUGCCCAUUAA